Molecule: messenger RNA, 1626 nt
Organism: Haemonchus placei
Lineage: Eukaryota; Metazoa; Nematoda; Chromadorea; Rhabditida; Trichostrongylidae
Source: the annotation of a GenBank genome assembly
AUGUGGUCAGUUUUCCAUCAUCUAGUUGUCAAGGCUUUAACAUUUCUCGAACCUUACUUUCAGUUUGGUUCUCUUCAUCGCUCUGACAUUCCAGUUGAGCGACUUAUUCGCCCAAAAAGUGUGGAUUUUGAUAGCGUGGCGCCAGCUCGAAAAGUAAAGGAACUAAGUGUGCCGGUGGCUCUUUCUAAAACGAAGCGUGAACAGCUUGAGAAGUUGCAGUCAAAGGAAGAUCCACCCCCUGGCCACAACCCUUCUUCUUUAGAGUGUUCUCGACCAGAGUUCAACCUCUUGGAGGCCAAGCCUGGUCUUCACACGCCGUUAUGCAGUCAGUUUUGGGAUAAAUGUAAAUAUAAAGACAAUUGGUUUGUUAUAAGAAGAAAGACUAAGGAGCCGCCUAGCCAAUUUGUUCAGUGGGAGAACGCAUGGGAUCACUUCGUUCCCGAUCGCCUUGAUCCAUCAGUAAGAGAGACUUUAGGGGAUCUUAAGCUAAAAACUCCUACACAGAUCCAGACGCAAUGUCUGCAAGUUUUCCCUUCUCAUUAUCACCUGUUCAUAGCGGCAGAGACUGGAUCAGGGAAGACAAUUGCCUAUUUGGCUCCGCUCAUCACUAGGCUGUUAAAGCAAAAGCGGAAAAGUGUGAAAGAAAAAGCUGUCAUAACAUCAUCUGUUAUAGCUGUCAUUCUGGCCGUUACCUCAUUGCUGAAGGAGCAAAUAUUUUCGGUCAUAUCGAAAUUCGUUCCAAAAACGGGAAUCGUUGUUUCAAUGUGCGGUUCAGAAGUAAGGACCACAGAUGAUUGGGAUAUUCUUGUAGGCACUCCAGGCCUAGUUCAAAGGUAUUUCCAGAACAACAAAAACUGCAGUACUGAUGUAAAGCAUCUGGUCUUGGAGGAGGCAGAUAUGAUUUUGGAUGAUAGUUUUACGGAAGUUUUGACUGAGAUAUUCGCUUUGGUACCUAUAGCUCAUUCCAUCACGAAUACUGGUGAUGCGACUUCCGGUGCUCGAAUCAUUUUCUGCUCAGCGACGUGUGCAGAGGAAGUUGAAAGUUUGGCUGAUGGUGUCGUUGAUCGCCAGUUUCUUCGGUUUAUUAAGAGUCCAAGGUUGCACUCUUUGCUGCCUAAUAUCGAGAUGAAAUUCAUACGGGUUCGAGAGAAAGACAAGAUCGCUCGAUUAACGGAACUACUAGCCGAGGAUAUGAAGCGGGGUAAUUUGAACCAGACUAUGGUAUUCUGUAAGGAUCGUGCCACAGCAUUAUAUGUCCACCAACAGUUGCAGUCAUUUGAAUACAAGGUGCGCAUGUGGAACUCACUUGAUGAUGCUGAUGAGGAGGAAGGCGCAAGAGUUAUCAUUGCUACUGACGCAGCUUCCAGAGGAAUCGACCUUCCUCGCUUGAGUCACGUCAUCAACUAUGAUCUGUCGUCACACAGCGUCGAUUUCCUACACAGGGCAGGGCGUAUUGGACGACUCAGUUCUUCAUUCCUUGGUAGGGUUACAUCAUUUGUGCGGAGACCAUAUGAAGUUCGCCUCACAAACACAAUAGAACUAGCAGCACGACUUGGUCGUCCGUUAUCCGCUGUCAGCCCUGAAGUUUUCAGUGAGGCUUCUCGAGAUGCGGAGACUACUGAGUGA